Messenger RNA from Tyto alba (common barn owl), 2383 nucleotides. Its product is annotated as butyrophilin subfamily 1 member A1. Lineage: Eukaryota; Metazoa; Chordata; Aves; Strigiformes; Tytonidae. Gene Ontology annotation, molecular function: protein binding. The transcript is spliced from 11 exons. The coding region runs from base 529 to 1983 and encodes 484 amino acids. The record is from RefSeq and is a predicted model, not a curated record.
UCGAUGGCUUCUCCUCUUGGCCAGGGUGGGAAUUGCUCGUAAGCAAUUUUUAAGUUAGUGCUGGGCUUUGCUCCCGCCCUGGCACUGCCUCUGGGUGUGAAUCCCAGCUCCAUCACUUCCCUCCUUCCCACGGGCUCCAGGCUGUUCCCAGGGAUGUGCAAACUGCUGCCAGGAUCCAUCCCCUCCCAAGUCCGGGAGGAGCCGUGGGAGAGGGCUGCGAUACGUGGCUGUGGAGAGCAUCUGUGACGUGCCUGUGACUGUUGCCAGAAGAGCACUUCCGGAGCAAAAGCAUUGUCAAAAAAGGCCAAAUCACUGAGCUACUUUCAUUUUUGACUGAAGGCAGCGCAGGAGGAAACGAGUGGCAGGCUGGGACGCAGAGUGACAUUUUCGUUUGGGUUUCAGACAGGGAAAUGCUUGCCUUGGAUUGGGAUGAGCCCUCCAGACACACCGGGUGACGGCGAAGCAGCUCCUGCCCCAGCCCAGAGCCCAUGAAAGAGCGCUGAGCCUCCAGGUUGUGCUCCAGCAAAGAUGCUCUCUCGUUUCUACCUCCACUGCUCUCUGCUGGCUUUUAUUCUUUACGGUUUAGUUUUCCAAGUUCAUGAGCUGCAGUCAGCUUUGCUCAACGUGACAGGACCCCCUGGCCCCAUCAUCGUGGCCAUGGGCGAGGACGUGGUGUUGCCCUGCCACUUCUCCCUGAAGCAGGGGACACGGGACGUGGAGGUGGUCUGGUUUCGGGAGCACUUCUCACACUUUGUGCAUCGCUACAAGGGGGGCCAAGACCAGUACGGGGAGCAGAUGCUUCAAUACCAAGGGCGCACCGAGCUGCUGAAGAAUGGCCUCGCCAAGGGCAGCGUGGACUUGAAAAUUUUCCACGUCCGACUGUCUGACAAAGGGAAUUACACCUGCUUUAUUCAACAGGGCUUGGAUUAUGAUGAGGCUGUGGUGGAGCUGAAGGUGACAGCCAGUGGUUCUGCCCCGCUCAUCACGCUGGAGCACUACCAGGACGGGGGGAUCCGGGUGGCCUGUCGCUCGGCCGGCUGGUACCCGCAGCCCCAGGUGCGGUGGCAAGACCCCCACGGGCAGCAUCUCCCAGCCCUCUCAGAAGUUGUCACCCGGGACCAGAGCGGACUCUUUGCAGUGGAAAGCAGCAUAAUCUUCACCAGGGGUGUGAACCAGAAACUCUCCUGCUCGGUCCGCCAUGCCCUGCACAGCCGGGAACAGGGAUCAGCUUUUUACAUCUCAGAUCCCUUUUUCCAAAAUGCCCAUCCUUGGAUGACUGCUCUGGGCGUGGUUCUGGUUGCUGUGGUUGCUCUCCUUAUUGUCGCUGUUUAUCUAUUUAAAAUUAAAGGAAAGCACGAGAAAAAUAUAGCACUGCAAGAGGCAGUUCUGCGUGAUCGUGAUGCAGAAAUUGAGAAGCAAGCUGAAGAACUUGCAUGGAGAAGAUAUGCAGUGCCUAUAGAAAAAGCGAAUGUGGUUCUAGAUCCAGACACAGCCCACUGUGACCUUGUCCUGUCUGACGACUGCAAAAGUGUGAAACGAGAAGACACGUUGCAGGAUAUCCCCGACAUCCCUGAGAGAUUUAACCCAUGGCGCUGCGUGCUGGGCCGUGAAGGCUUCGCCUCAGGAAGAUACUACUGGGAAAUAGAGGUGGUGGAUGGAGCAGGUUGGACUGUGGGGGUCUCCAGAAAAGAUGUGAAAAGGAAGGGUGAUAUUGAGUUUAAACCAGAGGAGGGCAUCUGGGCAGUGGGGAAGUGGGCAGGGAACUUCCAAGCUCUCACAUACCCCAAUCGCACUCCCCUUCCUGAAAUCCAGACACCCAAGCGGAUCCGGAUCUCUCUGGAUUAUGAAGAGGGACGGGUGGCAUUUUUCAGUGUUGAUGAGGAGAUUCCCAUCUUUACGUUUCCACUGACAUCAUUUGAGGGGAUAGAAGUCCACCCUUGGGUCUGGCUGGGUCCUGGGACGUGGCUCAAAAUGUGGCCCUGAUGAAGGGCAGGAAGUAAGAGAAGGCUUUUUUUAGGGGAUGUCAGGAGUUCAGACUCACAGAAGGAUUUAGGUUAGAAGGAACUUGUGGAGGUUUCUGUUGCAACCACCUGCUCACAGCAGGACUAACCUUAGGUGUCUUUGGACCUUGUUCAGCUGAAUUGUGUAGGAUCUUCAAGGGCGGAGAUCUUGUUACCUCUCUGGACCUCUCUCAUGGUGCUGCACCUCUCUCAAGGGGAAGAAUUAAGAAUCCUUAAGUUUGGUCAGAGUUUCCCCAACUGCAACUUGUGACUAUUGCCUUUCAUCCUCACUCUCUACCUGUUGAACAGCACUCCCACUGAAAAGACACCCCCGCAACAGAGACUGCUUUUUAAAUGUACAAAAUAAAGUUACUUCAGUGGGA